CAAGAUGUCGGGAGCACAUGAAUCUUUGCAUAGCGGCUAUUUUCACCCCGUUUUACGAAGCUGGCAAUCGUUAAAUACGACUAUUACUCCCCAGAAUCUCAUAUUUCCCGUAUUUAUAACUGAUAAUGCAAACGCCAUUGAAGAAAUCACAAGUUUGCCGGGACAGGCUCGAUAUGGAGUCAACAGAUUAGAGGAGUUUUUGGAACCUUUGGUUAAGAAGGGGUUAAAGUGUGUGCUAUUGUUUGGUGUGCCACAGUCCCUUCCCAAGGAUGGUACUGGUACCAAUGCAGACUCCCCUGACACGCCUGUGAUCAAAGCCAUCAAAUUCAUCCGUCAGACUUUCCCUAGUCUUCUUGUUGCCUGUGAUGUCUGCCUGUGUCCCUACACUGAUCACGGGCAUUGUGGCAUUUUGCUCAAAGAUGGUACAGUCGACAAUGAGGCCAGCAUCAAGAGGCUUGCAGAGAUUGCCCUGGCGUAUGCCAAAGCAGGAUGUCAAGUUAUUGCUCCUUCGGACAUGAUGGACGGACGAAUCGGAGCAAUUAGAGAUACACUAAUGGCCGAGGGUCUCCGCAACAAAACAACCAUAAUGAGUUACAGUGCUAAAUUCGCUUCCAAGUUCUAUGGACCGUUUAGAGAUGCAGCCAAGUCAGCGCCAAGUUUCGGCAAUCGUCAAUCGUAUCAACAUCCACCGGCAUCGUCUGGUAUUGCAAUGAGAGCAGUGGAGCGGGAUGUGCAAGAGGGAGCUGAUAUCUUGAUGGUGAAGCCUGGCUUAGCUUAUCUUGACAUUGUUAGGCAAGCCAAGGACAAGUUUCCCAACUAUCCAAUGGCAAUAUAUCAAGUAUCGGGGGAGUAUGCCAUGUUGUACCACGGGAGUAAAGCUGGCGCGUUUGAUCUGAAGGAUAUAGUGUUUGAAGUUCUGACGUCAAUGAGACGAGCAGGAGCUGAUCUUCUCAUCACCUACUUCACCCCAAUGCUGCUGGACUGGCUGAUUCAGGACAGCUAAAGAAAAAGUCCAGAGUUUAAAAAAGACAGCUGCUGUUUAUUUAUGAAACGUUCAGAUGUAAAACAGAAAAGCUAUUUUGAAGUAGACAGUACCCUGGAUUUGAAUCGUACAAUCAUUUUGACCUACUGUGAGAUGUGAAAGACCCCUAUUGGCGACUUUGUGUAACUUUAUUUUGCUUGCCUAGCUGCUGCCUAUAGAUACUGUCCCUUUAAGUUCAUGCAUAUAACACGGUUGGGUGAUAACUAUAUACACCUUUUACAUAUUGCACAUUCUCUGUUACAAUUCAACUGACGACUCCAGUUAAUAUAUGCUCUAUUAUCUCACAGCUGCAACUACUCAUUGAUGUUUGAUGAUUAUGUAUGUUUGUAUAUCAUUUGUAUUCUGUAUAUGCAUGCCUUGUGCAAAGUAAAUGCUUAUUGGGGAUAUCAUUAGCUAAUAAACAACAUAAUAAAAAACUUA
This is a messenger RNA of Lineus longissimus, 1462 nucleotides long. RefSeq names its product delta-aminolevulinic acid dehydratase-like. The transcript has 9 exons. NCBI's taxonomy places the organism in Eukaryota, Metazoa, Nemertea, Pilidiophora, Heteronemertea, Lineidae. Gene Ontology annotation, molecular function: porphobilinogen synthase activity; zinc ion binding. Gene Ontology annotation, cellular component: cytosol. The coding region runs from base 5 to 1003 and encodes 332 amino acids. Gene Ontology annotation, biological process: heme biosynthetic process. The record is from RefSeq and is a predicted model, not a curated record.